AGCCUUUGAACCUCUUUUGUUGACCACCAGCAUUACGCUUUCCUUUUUUAACUUCGGAAUAGAAGAGUUGCUUUGGAAGACGAUCAUCAGGCAUCCAAACAACAUGACCAAUCGCAGGGGGAGGUGAAAGGAAAGGGGGGGGCGUUUCUAUUUUUGGCCCUGCAAGAAGCCCUGAUGCGCGCACAGCGGCGCUCCGCCUUUCGUUUGCAUUCCCUCCCUCCGCGCCGCGUUCCCUCCCCAUAUCCGGGCUCCUGGCUUGAGCUUCUGUGUUUGCUUUUGGGUCGCAGCCAUGGAGCGGCGGCUGCCACUGCUGCCCGGGCUUGCCUGGAGCUCCUUCUGCCUCCUGCUGUUGCUGAGGCUGCUGUGCAGGGGCGCUGCUGCCCCCCACAUCUCCGGGGCCGCUGUUGCUGCGCCCUUGCUGUGCAAUGUCAGCUUGGACAGCGCGCCCGAGGAGCGGUGGAAACCGGUCCUGCGCCACUUCGAUCCGGAGUUCCUGCGAGCUGCUUUCUACCAGCUCAUCGACGAAGUGGUUCCCAAGUGGGUUCAUGCGAUUAUCCGGCCUCUGGCGGAAGAAUUAGAAUCCUUUGCCCCUCAGCCGUUUGCAGGCGAGAUCCGGGGACUCUGCCAAGCCCUGGGGCUGAACGUUGGGGAUGGCUUGCUCAUCAAUUUGGCCUACGAAUCUACUGCAUUCUGCACCAGUAUCAUCGCUCAGGAUAACAAUGGGAACAUAUACCAUGGCCGGAAUAUGGAUUAUGCUUUUGGAGAUAUUUUACGCAAGACAACCAUUGAUGUGGAGUUCAUAAAGAAUGGGCAGGUAAAGUUCAGAGGUACGACAUUUCUCGGUUACGUAGGUUUAUGGACAGGACAAAGUCCACACAAGUUUACAGUUUCUGGAGACGAGAGAGAUUCUGGCGCGUGGUGGGAAAAUGCCAUUGCUGCUUUCAUAAAUCGAAAUUCUCCAGUCAGCUGGCUGGUCAGGACUGUUUUGAGUGACGCUGAAGACUUUGAAGCUGCUUCUCUCAUGCUGUCCAAGACACCGAUUAUAGCUGACGUCUACUACAUCAUUGGGGGCACCAGUCCCAGGGAGGGGGCAGUCAUUACGAGAAGGAGAAGCGGUCCAGUCGAUAUUUGGCCCUUGGAUCCUCUGACUGGAGGGUGGUACCGGGUGGAGACAAACUACGAUCACUGGACAACCCCUCCUCCUUUUGAUGAUCGAAGAACCCAUGCCAUGAAGGCGAUGAAUGCCACCGGACAGAAAAAUAUUAAUCUCGAGUCUCUCUACAAAGUGCUAUCCGUACAGCCAGUCUUAAACAAGGGAACAGUUUACACCACCGUAAUGAGUGCUGCAACCCCUGGCAAUUACAUGACACGGAUCAGGAACUUGGUGUGAAAACAUAUCAUGGAGCAAUUUGUGGGGGGGAAACGGGCUUCCCCCACUGCAUCGGUGUGGUAGACGCUAUCCCAGGACAAAUCAGAUCAACAUGCUAAAAGGAAAAACUAUCAUUCCGUUCCCAUUACAAGGAACAGACACCAGGGUAAACUUUUUAUCAGUCUGGAAGUUAGCAGGAGUGGCGAAAACCGCGAUGCCUUCAUUUCUGUAAACUGCACCUUGCCAAGAAAUGGAUGUGGGUAUCUGUGCCUGGGAACCCUGCUGUACCAAUUCACGGCAAACACAUACCUCGCAGAAGAAGGGGUUGAUGGAAUCAUAGAGUGCGCCCCCCAAAAAAUGUUAUUCAGCCACGGUUUUAAUAGAUGCACGAUUUGGUUGCUUUAAGGGAUGCUGAUGUUGUCUCAAAUGCAAACUCCCAGUUGCUGAAGAUAACGUGUCUGCUGUAAUUACAGCCUGUGGUGUCCUGUACAAUAUUUGUGAGUUAAAGGGUCACUCACUGGGUGCAGUUGACUGUAUAGAACCUGAAAUCAUUCCUCCCUCAUAUACAGAGGAGCGCUGACCGUACAGAAACAGAACUGCAACAGAGUGGAGCAUUAUGAGUUCCGUCUUCGUAUGAUUUUCAGCAGAUUGUGAAGGCACAAAAAUGCAGAGAGCUUGCUGAAACUUCAGAAAAUGAUAGAACUGAGCAUUUGCUGGGGCUCCUAAGUAGCCAAACGAUUCACUGCCCCCCAAACUCUGGUUUUUUCACUUUGCAUGGGACACUUUAGAAAGAUGCUGUAGAAGAAAAUUCUCAUUUUGCACAUCUCCUUUUGUAGGCUAAGGAGACUCACUGUGGAUACCCCAGCAGCCCCCACCUCCCAGUGUAUAAAGCCAUUAAUAGUGCCCUGGAUUUGCACCCAAAAUCAGACCAAAAACAUUUCAGCUUACUAGUGCCUUUUUUCUGCUCUUGCAAAAUGAUUGGUAAGCAGAAGCUGAAGUUGAUGAAUUGAUGAAUUAUUUUUAUUGCCCCCCCCCCGAAAUAAAAUGUUUUGCUGUUGAUCUAUGAGGACAGAACUGAAAUA
Podarcis muralis (Common wall lizard) is the source of this 2451-nucleotide messenger RNA. Lineage: Eukaryota; Metazoa; Chordata; Lepidosauria; Squamata; Lacertidae. The record is from RefSeq and is a predicted model, not a curated record.